GUUGGAACUGUUUGGAUGAAAGGGAAGUAGUCGAGGAAGAAGUCAACUACGUUCAGCAGAAGAUCGAAAUGGCCGCGCCAGCAGAGAGGAUGGAGGUUUCUCAGGGGGAGAGUUCAGUCAAACCUGCAGCAGAGGACAUGACAUCAAAGGACUACUACUUUGACUCUUAUGCCCAUUUUGGAAUUCACGAGGAGAUGCUGAAAGACGAGGUUCGCACUUUGACUUACCGCAACUCCAUGUUCCACAACAAGCACUUGUUCAAGGACAAGGUGGUUCUGGAUGUUGGCAGUGGAACGGGCAUCCUCUGCAUGUUUGCAGCCAAAGCUGGAGCCAAGAAAGUCAUAGGGAUAGAGUGCAGUAGCAUUUCAGACUAUGCUGUGAAAAUUGUGAAGGCCAACAAUCUGGAUGAUGUUGUGACCAUCAUUAAGGGGAAGGUGGAGGAAGUGGAGCUGCCUGUGGAAGGAGUUGAUAUUAUCAUCUCGGAGUGGAUGGGAUACUGCCUCUUUUACGAGUCCAUGCUCAAUACAGUCAUUUAUGCCAGAGACAAAUGGCUGAAACCAGAUGGACUGAUUUUUCCAGACAGAGCCACACUAUAUGUCACUGCUAUUGAAGACAGGCAGUACAAAGAUUACAAAAUCCACUGGUGGGAGAAUGUGUACGGAUUUGACAUGUCCUGCAUCAAGGAGGUGGCAAUAAAGGAACCCCUGGUGGACGUGGUGGACCCCAAGCAGCUGGUCACCAAUUCCUGUCUUAUCAGGGAGGUUGACAUUUACACAGUGAAGGCGGAGGACCUGACCUUCACCUCACCGUUCUGCCUGCAAGUGAAGAGGAACGACUACAUCCACGCUCUGGUCACCUACUUCAACAUAGAGUUCACUCGCUGCCACAAGAGGAUCGGCUUCUCCACCAGCCCAGAGUCUCCUUACACCCACUGGAAGCAGACAGUUUUUUACUUGGACGACUACCUGACCGUAAAGACCGGAGAAGAAAUCUUCGGCACCUUAAGCAUGAAGCCAAACGUCAAGAACAAUAGGGACCUGGACUUUGCUGUUGAUGUAGACUUCAGGGGUCAGCUGUGUGAGAUGUCAAAGACUUUGGAGUACAAGAUGCGUUAAGGAAGCCCCCUGCACCCCCCUUUGUGUUAGUCUUUAUUAGCAGUAACAGUAUACAGGUUCACUGGGAGGAUGUUCUCUAGUAAAAGCUCCCGUGCAGCAACCUUUUAAAAACAUAAUUUUUCAUAGUAUUAUACAUUUCCACAUCUUUACGUUUCAAGAAAAUUGAUGUGGUGAUUCCUUGUGCAGUAGUCACGCUCUGCCUGGUCCCUGGCCUCAGUGUCCUUCUGGGUUCUGCUUCCAGGUCUUGUAGUUUACACAUGUAAAAUUUGCAUCCAUACAAAUUGCCCAAUUGUUAAUGACGCGUUCCUCAGCAGCCUGCAGAUCUGUUAUAGCGAGACGUUACCGUCCAAAAGCAAAUGGGUGGAAAUCAAGGCCAAAAUAAAGUUUUUCUUUCUCUUGUUUUGUAUUGUUUUUGGCUGCUGCUCUUUUUAACAAAUAAAGUGAAUAAACAGCU
Messenger RNA from Poeciliopsis prolifica (blackstripe livebearer), 1569 nucleotides. It is a transcript of the gene prmt1, whose product is annotated as protein arginine methyltransferase 1. The record is from RefSeq and is a predicted model, not a curated record. Gene Ontology annotation, molecular function: protein-arginine N-methyltransferase activity. The transcript has 10 exons. Lineage: Eukaryota; Metazoa; Chordata; Actinopteri; Cyprinodontiformes; Poeciliidae. Gene Ontology annotation, cellular component: nucleus. The coding region runs from base 69 to 1115 and encodes 348 amino acids.